This is a messenger RNA of Eucalyptus grandis, 1128 nucleotides long. Its product is annotated as putative methyltransferase DDB_G0268948. The transcript has 2 exons. The record is from RefSeq and is a predicted model, not a curated record. Gene Ontology annotation, molecular function: S-adenosylmethionine-dependent methyltransferase activity. Lineage: Eukaryota; Viridiplantae; Streptophyta; Magnoliopsida; Myrtales; Myrtaceae. Bases 140 to 931 code for a protein of 263 amino acids.
UUCUUCUUCUUCUUCUUCUUCUUCUUUUUUUUCUCUAUUUAAACUGCAAAAAACGCGAGACCCCACAAGGGUUGUUGAAUCCAUUCAGCUUGCUGUGUGUGUGGUGAUCGCGAUUGUUUGCUGUGUUGUGUCGCACAAGAUGGCAAUGCAAAGCCCUUACGACCAGGUAACCAAGGGAUACGUCGCAACGCGGCCCCAGUAUCCUGACCAGUGGUUCUCCAAGCUCUCCGCUUUGACCUCCCGCCAUGCCUUGGCUUGGGAUGCCGGCACCGGCAACGGCCAAGCCGCAAUCACGGUCGCAGAGCAUUAUGAGCGAGUGGUUGCAACUGACAUAAGUGAACCCAUGCUGAAGCAAGGGAUCCCACACCCUCGAGUUCGGUACCUACACAUGCCAUCAUCCUUGUCCGAAGACGAAAUGGUGGCAAUGCUUGGGGGUGAGAACUCGGUCGAUUUGAUCACGGUGGCCACUGCCGUCCAUUGGUUUGACAUCCCAAAGUUCUACUCUGUUGCCAAACGGGUCCUCCGCAAGCCCGGAGGCGUGAUCGCCGUUUGGACCUACACUGACAUGAUCGAAGUCAAUCCCAAAAUUGAACAUAUACUAAGACGUCUGCGCGAAGCCUCUAAGCCAUAUUGGAAGCCAGGAGUGCAGUACGUGUUUGAAGAGUAUCGAAACCUUCCAUUUCCGUUUGAGAGUGUGGGUUUAGGUUGCGAAGGACAACCUGUUCAGCUAGAAAUGCCGAGGGAAAUGAGUUUUGAGACGUUUCUGAGUUGCCAGAGGACCUCGUCAGCAGUAGCGACGGCUAAGCAGGAUGGUGUGGACCUGUUGACCGAUGAUGUCGUGAAAGAGUUUGAGACCGCUUGGGGCGGAUCGGAUUUGGUCAGAACUGUCAAGUUCAAGGUUUUUAUGCUUGCGGGAACAGUGAAAGCUUGAAUCUCACUUUCCCUUGGAACUUAAAAUCAAUAAAUUAGGAUAUCUUAAUUACUUUUAUAUCAUAUCAAUUCUUUAAUAUAGAUUUUCCUAAUAUAAUUCUAUAGAUAGAUUCUAUCAAUAGCCCUCGAGGGGGUAGGAAUGAUGUUGAAAGGACAACGUAUACGUUUGAGUGACGUCCUGAUGACAUUAUUCAUCGA